CUCUCUCUCUCUCUCGUCCUUCAUCUCCCCAGCUUUCUCUCUCUCUCAACUCCGGCCAUAGAAGCACGCCUUCCCUCUGUCCUCUGCGGCCGCAGCAACGAUAGCCACCAAGCUCGUCGCAUUUCCCUCGUCUCCCUCUCAAUCCCCUCUCUCUCUGACUCAACCAUAGAGCACGCACGCACACCACACCGCGCCUGAAAAUCCUAGAUCUAUAAUCUACAGCCAUCUCCCCGUCGAUUCCUGUCGACCGCACGGCGGGAAGGCCGCCGCCGUCGCGCCCUAGCUUCAAUUUCCGGCAGCGACGCCUUCGCCGGGACCUCCUGUCCCUGGUUGAACAGCAGAGCCUCCGACGCCAAAAGUAGGAACCCUAAUCGGGUCAACCCGAAACGUGACUACGGUGAAAUGGAGUCCAGAUCCGAAUGCAGCCAGAACACCAAGUCAGGUGGUGCUGGAGCGAUGCUCUGGAUGACAUGUGUUUUUCUAAAUCUGAAGCUUGGCGAUUGCCUUACCAGAUCACCACACAAAGCUAUAUGGUUUGGGCCCUGGUUGGAUCUUCGGCCGCCUUAUUCAUCUUAUUUAUCUUUGGUAUUGCUUCAGCUAACUUUUUCCUUGUAAAGAUAUUUGGAAGGACAAAAUACUUCUUAUAUGGGCUAUGGAUCUUUAACCUAUCAUUUCUUGUGUGUAAUCGCAUUUAUGAGGGAUAUCGGUUCUCUAGUUUUGGAGAACAUUGGGCUUAUAUUAUUUUUGCAGUUGUUUUGCGUAUGAUAAGCUUUGGUCAUGAUUACCAUUGGACUGAUCAAUACAGUGGUUCUGAUCACAAGAAGCAUAUUCAGCGUUGUGACCAUUGUUCAACUGGCAAAACAUGCUACCUAGUCUUACAGGAAAGAAGAGUAACAAAUGACAAGUUCUCAUUUCCCAUAUACUUGUGCUAUUUGGUUUAUGCUCCUCUUUACAUUGCUGGACCAAUCAUUAGCUUCAAUGCAUUUGCUUCGCAGGUAGGUUAUGGAAUAUGGGUUCACCCUAACUUAAAAAGCCUUUAAUUUGCUCAAAAAUAGCACUAAAUCAAUCUAUGUUUUUAUACAUUACAUUCCAGUUGAAUAUUUUACUUGAAUAUCCUUUUUUUUUUACUUGUCUGCAUUGGAGUCCAGGUUACAUAGUGAUUUGUAUUUUAUAUUGAUUUGUCAUUAAAAGGUUCAUUCAUACAAUUCUCCCCAUUGUUAACCAGAAGAGUAGAUCGUGGAUACUCAAAAUGCCCUUUUAGAUUUAAGCAGCAUCUUCACAACAAAACUUGAGAGAGGUUGUUGAGCUGCUGAAACUCAUCAAAGUUGGAGCAUGAAGGUGCUUCUGUGAAGUUUUUUUUUUUUUUUUUUUUUUUUUUUUGAGUUAGGCUCAAAACAUUAUGUAUGAAGGUUUUGGAUGAUAAUGUA
Salvia miltiorrhiza (redroot sage) is the source of this 1427-nucleotide messenger RNA. RefSeq names its product membrane-bound O-acyltransferase gup1-like. Gene Ontology annotation, molecular function: acyltransferase activity. Gene Ontology annotation, cellular component: endoplasmic reticulum. The transcript has 7 exons. The record is from RefSeq and is a predicted model, not a curated record. Lineage: Eukaryota; Viridiplantae; Streptophyta; Magnoliopsida; Lamiales; Lamiaceae. The coding region runs from base 420 to 1040 and encodes 206 amino acids.